Lactuca virosa is the source of this 363-nucleotide messenger RNA. The record is from the annotation of a GenBank genome assembly. Lineage: Eukaryota; Viridiplantae; Streptophyta; Magnoliopsida; Asterales; Asteraceae.
AUGAUCAAAAGUGAAGGACCUUAUGGACCUAUCUCGACUAAUUUCCUAAGGCAUGACAUCUUAGUGAUGGUGAGCGGAGGAAGCGGGAUCACACCGUUUAUCUCAAUAUUUAGGGAGCUUUUUUUCACAGUUGAAACCUUAAAAUGUAAGACACCAAAGAUACUCAUGAUAAGUGUCUUUAAAGACUCUUUCGAUCUCAUAAUGUUAGAAUUGUUCUUACCGACAUCUGGUGCACCUAUGGAUUUUUCAAAACUAGAAAUACAAAUUGAGGCCUAUGUGACAAGAGAAAAGCAACCAACGAUUGAUGAUAAGAAACAGCAUGUAGUUUGGGUUUUUGGUGGAACAAGGAAAAAAAUGCAAUAG